AUGUGGAUGGAGGAUCCUACAGUGCAGGUGACAACAGAUCGUCUGAUGGGCUAUCUUGUCUCGUCAAGCAAUGAUCAAGCAGUAUUUUGCAUGCACUCAGCCGGUUUAACCGAUCCUCCACUCACCAAGGACGAUGAUUCUCCUAUCACAUCUAACUGGUCAAGUCCGGUAGCGAGGCAGAACCUUGAAAGACUCGCCUACUUGGCCAUCCUAUUCCUUGAACGCUAUGGAUACAUCAACAUUGGCGCCUUCAAGCAAUUAGCUGCACCUUUGACCCGCGCUGUUAAGCCGGCCUCAACUGAUUUGACAGCGCGAAGGAGUGCUGACAAGCACACAGCCAAUGUCACUGCACCCCUUAAGGUUAUCAUCUGUGGAGCUGGAGCAGCUGGGCUCAUUGCGGCACGCCAACUGACAUAUUUUGGUGCUCAGGUCACUGUUUUUGAGGCUAGAGAUCGAAUCGGUGGACGAAUUUGGACCUACAAGCAGGGCAACCAAUUUGCUGACCUUGGGGCCAUGAUCAUAACGGGAAUGUCUGGAAAUCCGUCUACGAUUCUGGCAAAGCAGGGUGGGCUGAUGCUGGUUCCCAUUAAUCCAUGCUGCACGCUUUAUACAUCGUCUGGACGACCCGUCUCCCAGGAAAAGGACGCCCGGAUCGAGAAGGAGUUUAACCGCAUUUUAGCGACUGCUGGACACAUCGCUGUUAAGGACCCAGAGAAUUCGGCCGGAAAGUCACUCGGCCAGGUGAUUGAAGAUCUUAUUCGUUUCCAAGAGCAUCGUAUUACUCCCCUGAAGAUCAGUCAUCGGAACCUCGUUUCAAUUCUCCUGCGUCGAAAAGCCAAGAUUUUAAACGAG
Molecule: messenger RNA, 852 nt
Organism: Hydatigera taeniaeformis
Lineage: Eukaryota; Metazoa; Platyhelminthes; Cestoda; Cyclophyllidea; Taeniidae
Source: the annotation of a GenBank genome assembly